Molecule: messenger RNA, 985 nt
Organism: Daphnia magna
Lineage: Eukaryota; Metazoa; Arthropoda; Branchiopoda; Diplostraca; Daphniidae
Exons: 3
Coding region: 147-851 (234 amino acids)
Source: RefSeq, a predicted model, not a curated record
GCAAUAAAUUGUUGGUGUAUUUUCCAAUACACACUCCAAUUUUUAUCAAAAUCUAAAUUUUGACGCGCCAUCGAUUGGUUUUUUUGGCGUGGAAUGUCCCAAUACCCAAACAUCGUCUAGAGGAAUGGAGAGGGAUACCUCCAAAAAUGUGGCUUUUGGACUCGUCACGCUCGUGCUGGCGUCAUUUUGAUGAAGAUGUCACCAGUAAAUUUAUUUUAGGCAAAUUUUAUCCACAACAACUAUGGCGACUGAGAGAUGGAGCUACACCAAAGCAUCUGUUAGGCCCUAAAAGACAACAGAACAAUAGGCGCCCAGCAUUGGAAGAUUUGACUCAAAAUGGUCCUGAAGUGAAGAAGAAGAAACAGCAGUCGAGAUGCAAAACAAUUACAUCAAUUUUAGGGACACCUAUUUCCAGCCUUGUUCAAAAUCAGUUAACUACUCUUCCCCACACAGAUUGUACGAAUAGUUCGCAACCUAUAACUGAAUCGCUUUGCACAAAGGCUCUCUCAGAUUCUGGUUGCAGCCAAGUGACGACCUUUGACGUCUCGCUGAUGGAUUCUGCUCCUGUGUCUAUCACUACUGCUCUCCCUGGUAUUUUAACACACUUUACAGUGAUUCGAUCUGUUGUUAAAAUUCAUUUCUUUAAAUUAUAUCCUGGGUCCAGCCAAGUGACGACCUUUGACGACUCCCUUUUGGAUUCUGCUCUUGUGCCUUUCACUACUGCUUUCCCUGGUAUUUUAACACACUAUACAGUAAUUCGAUCUGGAUUCCUUCCAAGAUUGCAUCGCCAAAGUGUCGCUUAUCAAUGUGUUACCCCCUAUUUUGUGAUAAUCACCGUGAUAAUAAUAUAGGAAUGCUGAUAUUAGAAUAUGUAAAAGUCAGGUACUUUUUCGAAUCAAAGCGACUGAACAAACUCUCGUUAUCCAAAGAAAAGGCUAGUGUUCAAGCUAGUUUCAAACUCGGAACUACAGCGCAUACUAAGGAU